UUAAGACCCUCUCAGGGAGCUGAGAAAUGCGAGACAAUGUGUGACGGGUAAUAAGGAAUACAAAGAGGGCCAGGAAAGACCAAACAGUGAAGGGAUAGCCUUAGGAAGCCCAGAGCACAGCACAGGGGACGUUACGAAGGAAGGCGAGAGAAGAUGGAUGGAAUAUUGUUGAUGGUGGGCCAGAACCCUGUUUUCUCUGUGUUGUUGUUCUCUGUCAUGUUCAGGGUGGUCCAUCACCUCCUGAGGAAGCUGCCCCUGCCUAAAGUAGUCGAGCACGAUGAGCUUCGCUCCUGGAAGUGGAGAAACCUCAGUGUGUCUCUUGUCCAUUCACUGCUUACCGGCCCAUGGGCCAUUACCUGUGUGAGCCUUUGGCCAGAGAUGCUGAGUAACAUGCAUUCAUUCACCACACCAGUCUGCUAUCUGCUUGUGAGUGUUUCAGCAGGUUACUUUUUGCAAGAUGCUGGUGACAUCAUAUUUUCAGGACAUGCAAUAGGAUCAUGGGAGUUCCUGCUUCAUCACUUCUUGGUGUUGUGGUGCUUCCUGUACAAUCUGUACACCCAGCGCUAUGUGGCCGGAGCAGUGGUUGCCCUCCUGGUUGAGGUCAACAGCAUGACCCUCCAUGCACGGCUGCUGCUGAAACUGGCAGGAGCUCAGGGGUCAGGUCUCUACAACGCCAACAAGUUCCUCAACCUCUUCACGUAUGUCACCUUCCGCCUAGGCACCCAGUUUUACAUAACCUAUUACAUCAUCAUCAACUUCUCCUUGCUGCAACAUGGCAGCUACUUCCUGCUCACCGUGCUCAUCAUGGACACCAUGAUCCUCAUCUACUUCUACCGAUUGCUCAGGGCUGACUUUUGCCCCAGAAGGAAGGGCCAUGUCAUACAUAAUGGCGCUCACUGCAGCAGCUCCUCUCAGCUCUUUGACGACUGACCAGACCUUGGAGCGCGCAUAAAAAGACAGUCUGCUUCAUUACCCUCAGUUUAAGACUGUGUUUUUGCCUGGUCAUUUCAGUGUCUUGUAUGUGGGUUGUAUCCUGAUAGGAAUCACAUGAAAUUAUACUUGAGGUAAAGGCAUCUUGACAUGCAUUAGUCAGGCUGAAAUCUGAUUUCAGUAUUACACAUUAACUUACUAUGAAUUAAUCAGUUUUAUUUAUGCAAAAGAGGGUUACUGCAUCAAAAAUCAAGAUGUGUACAUUCUGUUUUUAAUCUCUUUCAAACAUUUGGCUUGGAGAGAUGGAUAUAUUUACACGUAUCUAACAUGUA
Molecule: messenger RNA, 1262 nt
Organism: Ictalurus furcatus (blue catfish)
Lineage: Eukaryota; Metazoa; Chordata; Actinopteri; Siluriformes; Ictaluridae
Product: TLC domain-containing protein 1-like
Exons: 4
Coding region: 154-930 (258 amino acids)
Biological process (GO): membrane assembly; regulation of membrane lipid distribution; phospholipid homeostasis
Cellular component (GO): plasma membrane
Source: RefSeq, a predicted model, not a curated record